Neolamprologus brichardi is the source of this 978-nucleotide messenger RNA. RefSeq names its product trace amine-associated receptor 13c-like. Gene Ontology annotation, molecular function: trace-amine receptor activity. Gene Ontology annotation, cellular component: membrane. Lineage: Eukaryota; Metazoa; Chordata; Actinopteri; Cichliformes; Cichlidae. The record is from RefSeq and is a predicted model, not a curated record. Gene Ontology annotation, biological process: G protein-coupled receptor signaling pathway.
AUGGAGGAAACUGAACUCUGCUUUCCAAAACUCCUUAAUAUCUCCUGCAGGAGGCCAAAGCGUCCUCACUUUGAGAUCAUGCUGACUUACAUUCUGCUCUCCUUCAUUUCUUUGCUUACUGUGAUUCUUAACCUGCUGGUCAUUAUCUCCAUCUCACACUUCAGGCAGCUCCACACCCCCACCAACUUCCUCCUUCUCUCUCUGGCUGUCGCUGAUUUCUUUGUAGGUUUCCUUAUGUUCUUUCAAAUAGUGCUCAUCGAUGGAUGCUGGUUCCUCGGUGACAUCAUGUGCACUCUGUAUCAGUAUCUAGCAUUCAUUAUUACUUCAGCCUCAAUAGGAACCAUGGUGAUCAUAUCUGCUGAUAGGUAUUUGGCUAUUUGUUACCCUCUGCAUUACUCCACCAAAAUCACACAACAAAGAAUUAAUAUAUGUAUAAGUUUGUGUUGGUUUUUUUCUGUAAUCUUUCAGAGUUUGAUUGUGAAGGAUAACUUGAAACAACCAGGAAAGUAUAACUCCUGCAUUGGAGAGUGUGUCUUUGUCGUUAACUACAUUGCUGGGAUUUUUGAUCUUUUGUUUUCCUUCAUUGUUCCCAUUACUGUGAUUGUAGUUCUGUAUCUGAGAGUGUUUGUGGUGGCUGUGACUCAGGCUCGUGCCAUGAGGUGUCAACUUGCAGUCACUCACCAGCGAUCAGUUACAGUAACUGUUAUGAAAUCGGAGCUGAAAGCAGCCCGUACUCUUGGUGUUGUUGUAGUUGUGUUUCUUAUAUGUAUGUGCCCAUAUUACUGCGUUGCUCUCACAGGGCAAGAUAACUUCCUAAAUGCUUCAUCUGCUGCCUUUGUAAUAUGUUUGGUGUACUUUAACUCUUGCCUAAACCCUAUCAUUUAUGUCUUUUUUUAUCCCUGGUUCAGAAAGUCAAUCAAACUUAUUGCUACUCUUCAAAUACUGCAGCCUGACUCCUGUGAGACUAACAUGCAUUAA